Notechis scutatus (mainland tiger snake) is the source of this 548-nucleotide messenger RNA. The record is from RefSeq and is a predicted model, not a curated record. NCBI's taxonomy places the organism in Eukaryota, Metazoa, Chordata, Lepidosauria, Squamata, Elapidae.
AGGGUGGCUGGGUUUCCACAACCACGUUCUCUCCCAUCCUCUUCCAGGUUUUCCGGGUCGUCAGCAUCUGCCUGGGGAACCCUCCUACCACCUUCUGCUGGGAAUAUUACGACAAGGAGAAGAAUUAUCACAAGAUCGGCCCGAUCAGCCCCACAAAGUUCUACCAAGAACACGUCAAACCCUUGUUUGAUAUGGAGAGCAAGGUGUGCCUGGUGAACGAUCCUCGUCCCCGGAACAAAUACAACCAGCUCUACACAGUGGAUUAUCUGGGCAACAUGGUGGGUGGCAGGAAGACCCUUUACAACAACCAGCCGGUGGAGCUCUUGAAAAAGAUGGUGGCCGCGUCUAUACAGGAUGGAGAGGCAGUUUGGUUUGGCUGCGACGUUGGAAAAUGUUUUAACAGCAAGCUAGGCAUCAACGAUUUGAAGAUAUACAACCAUGAGCUGAUGUUCGGGGUGUCAGUCAAGAAUAUGAAGAAAGACGAGCGGCUGAUUUUCGGGGACUCCAUGAUGACGCACGCCAUGGUCAUUACAGCCUUCACGAAGAAG